AUGAGGGGUCACCAGUUUACGUGGGAGAAGAGUAGAGGAAAGAGUAACCGGCUUGAGGAGAGACUGGAUAAAGUGCUGGCAACGGCUGAGUGGUGUGGACUGAAUGGGCAGGCAGGGGUGGAGAAUAUUCUGACACGUAAAUCUGAUCACUCGAUUCUUUUCCUCAGUAUUGAUGCAAUACGCGUCCAUGAGAGAAGGGGACCAAGGGGUUUUAAGUUUGAAAUGGCAUGGCUUCAGGAUACGGGGUGUAGGGAUGUGGUGGAAUCAGCCUGGCAGAGUGGGAAAGAUGAGGGACUGUUGAAUUGUCAGCAGUAUUGUAGGGAGAGGUUGAUGAGGUGGGGGAGAGAUCGUUUCCAUCAGUCUGGUCGCCGCAUCAGUGAGUUAAAGAAGAGACAGGGGGCUAUCAGGAAUAGGCGGGAUCCGGCGGCCUUGGCCGAGAUCCAGACGAUUGAUGAUCAACUUGCCUGCCUAAUUAAAAGCCCAAGAGGAUGUGUUUUAGAGGCAGCGGGCGAAGCAGCAUUGGCUUAG
Messenger RNA from Ipomoea nil (Japanese morning glory), 528 nucleotides. RefSeq lists its product as uncharacterized. NCBI's taxonomy places the organism in Eukaryota, Viridiplantae, Streptophyta, Magnoliopsida, Solanales, Convolvulaceae. Bases 1 to 528 code for a protein of 175 amino acids. The record is from RefSeq and is a predicted model, not a curated record. The transcript has a single exon.